AUGGCUGAAUCGGCCCUCCUAAACAACGCUGUGCGUCCUUGUCUUUCUGUCGUAAUCGGCCACAUUCGCACCUUUCCCCCACCUUACUUUCCCACCUCGACUUUUCGCCAAAGCAACUUAACUUCGACUACGACAUCACCACCACAAUUUCCAGAUCGCAGCAGUCCACAUAGUGUUUCAGUCACGCAUCGCGAACCAGGAAGACGAGGACCGGUUCACCCACAUCCAAAUCGACAAGAACGUCAGUCACUUCGACCCAUCAACACACCGUCUCCUGCGUCGACAACCCUCCUUGGGAACAGGCACCUCGACGACCGAAUCACUCUCCGUUGGGAAGCCGCCAAAACGGAUUCCAGAAGCCAGAACGCCGCUCGCGCGACCAGCGCUGAGCCUACCUCUCCCACAUCCCCGACCGGUUCACAGACGGGAAGCCAGGCCUCGCCGCGCUUCCAUCGGCCCAUCAUGCAGGCAAUGCCGGACAACCGACAGCAGUCAUUCGACGAGAUCUACGGCCCGCCCGAGAACUUUCUCGAGAUCGAGGUCCGCAACCCCCGAACACACGGCAUGGGCCGCAGCAUGUACACCGACUACGAGAUCGUCUGCCGCACCAACAUCCCCGCCUUCAAGCUCCGCGCCUCGAGCGUGCGCCGCCGCUACUCCGACUUUGAGUACUUCCGCGACAUCCUCGAGCGCGAGAGCGCCCGGGUCACUAUCCCGCCUCUGCCCGGCAAGGUCUUCACGAACCGCUUCAGCGACGAUGUCAUUGAGGGUCGCCGCGCCGGCCUCGAAAAGUUCCUGCGCAUCGUCGUCGGCCACCCUCUGCUCCAGACAGGCAGUAAGGUCUUGGCCGCGUUUGUGCAAGAUCCCAACUGGGACCGUAACGCGUGGUGACUGAAGCUCCGGCUCAGCUUCUCCUCGUCAGCUUUGCGAUCGCCGAAUAAACUGCGCAAACGACAGCCCAAGCAUCAUCGCAUCGAUACUCAGCUAGAAGGACUGACAAUGAAGAGCUCACUUUCCUAUGAAUGAUCAUCUGUGUUGGGAGGAGGGACAAGGUCAAAAUUGAACCGAGAGGUGGUUUCAUUCGUGGCGUGGGUGGACUGGUGGCCUAGGAUGUCUAUCUUUCUCCCAUUUUCUCUGGUGUGGACUUUGUGGGCUAUGUCAAUGUCUAUCCCUUUCCCAUAGUCUUUUCCCUGGUUCAUGUUUUACUUUCUUAUAUCCUUCCCUUACGCCGAGCACGAAACCCGCCGAGCCAGGCAGCAUCAGCGUUGCUUUUCUCCUCCGGAGAGGGAACCGAAGAAAUUGGCGUUACAAAAUUGAGAAUCAUGACCACUGGAUAAUUUGCCUAU
This is a messenger RNA of Colletotrichum destructivum, 1346 nucleotides long. Its product is annotated as Putative PX domain superfamily protein. The record is from RefSeq and is a predicted model, not a curated record. Gene Ontology annotation, cellular component: early endosome membrane; retromer complex. Gene Ontology annotation, molecular function: phosphatidylinositol-3-phosphate binding. Gene Ontology annotation, biological process: late endosome to Golgi transport; endocytic recycling. Bases 1 to 891 code for a protein of 296 amino acids. Lineage: Eukaryota; Fungi; Ascomycota; Sordariomycetes; Glomerellales; Glomerellaceae. The transcript has 4 exons.